AUGGUUAUCCAGGCAUGCUGGUUCCCUGGCUACAAGUUCUAAAGAGCUUAUGUGAUGUGUGGAGGGUGGGAGUGUAUUGCCUCAGCUGGAGAACACGCCUUUCUUCCACAACUAGCUGGAUAAGAAAAAAAAGACAUCCACUUGGCUACUUAAGGAGAAAUUCACUUUGGUGUCACUUGGGCCAGCUCUCUGCUUGCAGGCUGGUCCAUACUCUCCAUGAGACAGUGAUGGGGGGUUUCACCACAAUGCAAAGACCUGCUGCUCCCCUUCUCCUGAUGGGUCUGCUCUUCGCCUUCUGGAUACAGACCUCAAAUUGCCAGGGAUGUACGUCAAGUGAUUUUCGGUGUUCCAGCGGCCGCUGUAUUCCAUUAGGCUGGAGGUGUGACGGAUCUGCAGAUUGUCCUGAUAACUCAGAUGAAUUUGGCUGUCCUUCACGGUCAUGUGCUGCAGAUCAGUUUCGGUGUGGGGAUGGUGAAUGCAUUUUCCGAUCCUGGCUCUGUGAUGAUGAGGAAGACUGUAAUGAUGGCUCUGAUGAACAGCACUGUCCCGGGAGGACCUGCUCUGCUCAACAGUUCACAUGCUUUAGUGGUCAGUGUAUCCCAGGGGCCUAUAAAUGUGACCGUAUGAAGGACUGCACAGAUGGAUCUGAUGAACGCAACUGCCAAUAUCCUGUGUGCAGUCAACUUUCCUGUGCCAGCGGAGCCUGUUUCAAUACGAGUCAAAAAUGCGAUGGGAUUGUCAAUUGCCGGGACGCUUCAGAUGAGGCCAACUGCACCCAGAAAUGUUUGACCAACCAUUUUCAGUGCGCCAACGGAGAAUGCAUCCCUCGAGAUUUCAUCUGUGACCACGAUGACGACUGCGGAGACGGAAGUGAUGAAAAGGAUUGCACCUACCCAAGCUGUAAAGGAGAUUACUUCACCUGCCCAAGUGGUCGCUGUAUACACCAGAGCUGGAUUUGCGAUGGGGACGAUGACUGUGAUGACAAUGCUGAUGAAACUGGAUGUGAGAGUGGGUUGAGAGAAUGUGGCCCUGGAGAAUGGUCUUGUCCAUCGUCUGGCCAGUGCAUUUCUAUAGAUAAAGUCUGUGAUGGGACAAUUCACUGCCGAUUCGGAGAGGACGAAACCAAUACAACAGCUGGAAGGAACUGCAGUACUAGUAACUGCGCUGCACUGAGUUGUUCUUAUCGGUGUCAUUCCUCUCCAUCUGGCGGUGUCUGCUUUUGUCCAGCGGGAUAUAUUAUCAGUACGAACGACAGCCGGACCUGCAUUGAUUUUAAUGAUUGUCAAGUCUGGGGCAUCUGUGACCAACUCUGUGAAGAUCGUAUGGGCAGCCAUCGCUGUGGCUGUGUGGAUGGAUAUGUCUUGGAACAUAACAAGCACUGUAGAGCCAACACCACCACUGGUCCUCCAUGGAUAAUUUUUUCUAAUGGACGAGAUCUGCUUGUUGGCGACCUCCAUGGCAGUAGCUACCGCACAUUAGUGCGCUCACAGAAUCGUGGGAUUGCGGUGGGUGUGGAUUUCCAUUUCCAGCUUCGACGAGUCUUCUGGACGGACACCAUACAGGACAAGGUUUUUUCUGUAGAUUUUGACGGCUCAAAUGUUCGACAAGUCCUCAACGUAUCUGUUGAAUCACCUGAAAACUUAGCAGUAGACUGGAUUGGCAACAAGCUUUAUGUGGUUGAAACAAGUGUCAACAGGAUCGAUAUGGUAGACCUUGAUGGGCAGAAUCGGAUGACAUUAAUAGCAGAGGAUUUGGGCAGCCCAAGGGGUAUAGCGGUUGAUCCAACUGUUGGGUACUUAUUCUUUUCUGAUUGGGAUAGUGUCUCCGGAGAUCCGAAAUUGGAGAGAGCUUUUAUGGAUGGUACCAAUCGUCAUGAUUUGAUUAAGACCAAACUGGGCUGGCCCGCUGGGAUUACUCUGGACAUUGUAGCUAAGAGGCUGUACUGGGUGGAUAGCCGCUACGACUACAUUGAAACUGUGACCUAUGAUGGUCUUCAAAGGAAAACAAUAGUACAUGGAGGGGACAUUGUUCCGCACCCUUUUGGGAUUAGUAUCUUUGAGCAUUUUGUGUAUUUUACCGACUGGACAAAACUUGGUGUGUUAAAGGUCAACAAAUUUUCAGACACCACAUCUCAGACAGUGUUUAGUUCUUCACUGAGACCAUAUGGAGUCACCGUUUAUCAUUCAGCUCGCCAGCCGUAUGUGCGGAACCCAUGUGGAAACAAUAACGGAGGUUGUGAGCAGAUAUGUGUCCUCAGUCACAGAACAGACAAUGAUGGUCUUGGUUAUAGAUGUCGCUGUCGACUCGGGUUUGAUUUACAAGAUGGACGCCGUUGUGUUGGUGUCCAGAAAUUUUUGCUUUUCUCUUCGCAACUUGCUGUCCGUGGAAUUCCAUUUAACCUUUCCAUCCAGGAAGACGUCAUCAUCCCCAUCACCGGAGUCCCCUCCUAUUUUGUUGGAAUUGAUUUCGAUGCUCAAGAUAACAGCAUAUAUUAUUCCGACACUGUAAAAGACAUGAUCUACAAGCAGAAAGUGGACGGGACAGGUAAAGAAAUUCUCACAGCCAAUAGGGUGGAAGGUGUGGAAGACCUGGCUUAUGACUGGAUCUCUAAGAACCUCUACUGGACCGACCCGAGAUACAGAAGCAUCAGUGUCAUGAGACUUGUAGAUAAGUCCAGAAGAGCGAUCAUUCAGAAUUUAAAUCAGCCCCGCUCCAUUGUAGUGCACCCAGUGAUGGGGUUCCUUUAUUGGACUGAUUGGUACCGCCCAGCUAAAAUCAUGAGGUCUUGGUGUGAUGGAUCACAUGCAUCACCAAUUGUAAAUACAACUCUUGGAUGGCCAAAUGGUUUGGCCAUGGACUGGAGCUCACUACGGAUAUAUUGGGUGGAUGCGUUCUUUGAUAAAGUGGAACAUAGCAAUUUCGAUGGCUCUGACAGACAAACCCUUAGCAGAAUAACACAGAUGACUCAUCCAUUUGGCCUCACUAUUUAUGGAGGCUAUGCAUACAUAACUGACUGGAGGCUGCAGGCCAUUGUCCGAAUCAGGAAAUAUGAUGGAGGAGACAUGACGAUCAUUCGCAGAGGGAUCAAUAAUAUUGCGCAUGUGAAAUCAUUUGAUGCCGGCAUUCAGAUAGGGUCAAAUCAGUGCAACCGACCAACAAACCCAAAUGGAGAUUGUAGCCACUUUUGUUUCCCAGUCCCCAAUUACCAAAGGGUGUGCGGCUGCCCAUAUGGGAUGAGGCUCCGUCCUGAUCAAGUCACUUGCGUGGAAGAUCCAUCUAAUGAACCCCCUACUAUGCAGUGCGGACUUUAUUCAUUCGCCUGUGCCAACGGCAAGUGUGUGCCAGGUUAUUACCGCUGUGAUGGUGUCGAUGACUGCCACGACAACAGUGAUGAACUGGGUUGUGGAUCCCUGAACACUACAUGUUCCUCCAGAGCAUUCACCUGCCGCAAUGGGCAGUGCCUCCCCCAGAACUGGCGCUGUGAUAAACACAAUGACUGUCUUGAUGGCAGCGAUGAGCAGAAUUGUCCAACCCAAGGUCCUUGGUCGUGUCCUGCCACCUCAUUCACCUGUAAUAAUAACCACUGUAUUCCUAGGAUAUGGCUCUGUGACACAGACAAUGACUGCGGAGAUGGAUCUGAUGAAUUGAACUGCAAUUUUACAAAUACCUGUGAGCCAGGCCAGUUCCAAUGUCCAGAUCAUCGCUGUAUCGACUCGUAUUUCAUCUGUGAUGGUGACAAAGAUUGUGUCGAUGGUUCUGAUGAAAAAGACUGCGUCUACAACUGUACAGCCUCACAAUUUACCUGUGCUACGGGUAACCAGUGCAUCAACCUCUACUACCAGUGCGACGGGGUGUUUGACUGCAACGACCAUUCUGACGAAAGAAACUGUCCAACACGGCCAGCAGGGAUGUGCCACCAGCAUGAAUUCCAGUGCCAGUCAGAUGGGUCAUGUAUCCCCUCGAACUGGGAAUGCGAUGGGCAUCCAGAUUGCGUUGAUGGGUCUGAUGAACACCACAGUUGUCCAGUUAGAACAUGUCCUCCCUCCCACUUUCAGUGUGACAAUGGAAACUGUGUCUACCGUUCCUGGAUUUGUGAUGGGGACAAUGACUGCCGAGACAUGAGUGAUGAAAGAGACUGUCCAACUCCACCAUUUAGCUGUCCCAGCUGGCAGUGGCAAUGCCCAGGCCUAAGUAUAUGUGUGAACAUCAGCCAAGUAUGUGAUAACACGCCAGACUGUCCCAAUGGGGCAGACGAGUCUCCUCUCUGCAAUGAGCCACAACCAGAUCAGGAGAGCUGUACAGACAGUAAUGGUGGCUGUACUCACGGAUGUAUACAAGGACCAUUUGGGGCCCAGUGCACCUGCCCGCUUGGAUACCAGCUACUAAAUGACUCUAAAACGUGUGAUGAUAUGAAUGAGUGUCUUAUUCCUGGAAUUUGCAGUCAAAGCUGUAAUAAUGAGAGAGGCUCCUUUAGAUGUGACUGCGAUGAGGGCUAUAUUUUAGAACCCAAUGGAAGAACUUGUAAAGCCUCCGAGUUUGGAAAUCUGCUGCUGUUGGUGGCAAGUCGUAGCCAGAUAGUUGCCGACAAUAUCACCACGCAAGCUCACAACAUUUAUUCGGUGAUCAGGGAUGGACGCAGUAUAGUGGCUGUGGAUUUCGACUCUGUCACAGGUCGGAUUUACUGGUCUGACACGUCGCAGGAUAAAAUAUGGAGCGCCUUCGUCAAUGGGACAGAUAGGAAAGUUAUUUUUGACAGCGGUGUCACCGUGACGGAAAGUAUCGCUGUAGACUGGGUAGGACGAAACCUUUACUGGACAGACUAUGUUUUGGAGACCAUCGAAGUCUCUAAACUUGAUGGGACUCACAGGACUGUCCUCAUCAGUGAGAAUGUGACAAAUCCUCGAGGGCUUGUGCUGGAUCCUAGAACAGAUGUUCGGCUAAUGUUUUGGACAGACUGGGGAAGAAAUCCUAGAAUAGAAAGGUCCAGUAUGGAUGGGACAUUAAGAACCGUUAUAAUUUCGGAGAAGAUCUAUUGGCCCAAUGGACUUACUAUUGAUUACCCUACGAAGCGCCUAUACUUUGCGGAUGCCUACCUAGACUACAUUGACUACUGUGAUUACAAUGGAAAUAACAGGAGGCAGGCUUUGGCUAGUGAUUUGGUGCUACAACAUCCACAUGCCAUUGCCAUAUUUGAAGACUACAUCUAUUGGAGCGACCGAUACAGCAAUCGGGUCAUAAGAGCAAAUAAGUGGCAUGGUGGCAACCAGACCGUCAUGAUUUAUAAUAUACAGCAACCAAUGGGGCUUGCAGCAGUUCAUCCUGUUAAACAGCCUGGAGGGCAAAAUCCAUGUUCAUCAAACCCAUGCAGCCAUCUUUGCUUGCUGUCUUCAAGUUCUUCAAAAUUUUAUACCUGUGCCUGUCCUUCUGGAUGGUCAUUAAUGGACGAUUCAGUAAACUGUCAGCGAGAUGAAAAACCGUUCCUCAUUGUAAUGAGAGAUAACAUCAUUUAUGGAAUAUCUCUUGACCCCUCGGGAAAGACCAACGAUGCCAUGGUGCCAAUAGCAGGCAUCCGUAAUGGAUAUGAUGUGGAAUUCGAUGAUACAGAACAAAUGAUCUACUGGAUUGAAUAUCCUGGUGAAAUCCACAGAGUAAAGGCAGAUGGAACUAACAGGACAGCGUUUGCUCCAUCUGUGAUCAUGGGCACACCUAUCGGUCUGGCAUUAGACUGGAUCUCAGGGAAUCUUUAUUACACAAAUCCAGCAACUCAGUCCAUUGAGGUUCUUAAGAUGUACGGUGAUGUAAAGUAUAGAAAGACUGUUAUUACAAAUGAUGGGACCUCUACGGGAGCUGGAAGGCCACUUGGAAUUACCAUUGAUCCAGCUAGAGGAAAGAUGUACUGGACAGAUCAGGGGACCGAAAGUGGAGUUCCUCCAAAGAUUGCCAGUGCACACAUGGAUGGCUCCAAUCCAGCCGUCUUGUUCACCAACAGCCUUGAUCACGUCGAGUUCAUCACUAUUGACAUCGCCGAACAGAAGCUGUACUGGGCCGUGACUGGCAGCGGAGUGAUUGAAAGAGGAAACGUGGAUGGAACGAACAGAAUAACCGUAGUGCAGCAUCUCUCGCACCCCUGGGGUAUAGCGGUCCAUGAAAAUUUCCUGUACUAUACUGACCGCGACUAUGAAGCCAUUGAACGUGUGGAUAAGUCUACAGGAUCUAACAGGGUAGUCAUAAGAGACAACGUCUCAGGACUUAAGUGUCUACGUGUCCACUACAGAGACAAAACGUCUGGUUCUUCUAAUGGAUGCAGCAAUAAUCCCGAUGUUUGCCAACAAUUGUGUUUGCCCAAGCCCAGUGGACAGUUUUCUUGUGCAUGUGCUACAGGAUUCCGCCUCGGUGCUGAUAACAGAACGUGCACGCCAUACAAUUCCUUUGUUGUAGUAUCAAUGCUGUCAGCCAUUAAAGGAUUCAGCCUAGAAUCUGGGGAUCAUUCUGAAGCUAUGGUUCCAAUGGCUGGACAAGGCCGUAAUGCCCUUCAUGUGGAUGUGCACAUGCAGUCUGGUUUUAUAUAUUGGUGUGACUUCAGCAGCACUGUAUCUGGAUAUAAUGCCAUCCAUCGUGUUAAACCCAAUGGCUCCAAUUUUAGAAAUGUUGUUACUGGUGGUAUUGGGAGGAAUGGAAUUCGAGGCAUCGCUGUAGAUUGGGUUGCAGGAAACCUCUACUUCACCAAUGCUUUCCUGACGGAAACCUUCAUUGAAAUAGUUCGUCUGAACACUACAUACCGCCGUGUCCUCAUGAAAACUUCAGUGGAUAUGCCCAGGCAUAUUGUGGUAGACCCCAAGAACAGAUACGUCUUCUGGGCAGAUUACGGACAAAAUCCUAAAAUUGAGCGUGCUUUUCUGGAUUGCACCAACAGAACCGUUCUGGUGUCUGAGGGAAUUGUUACCCCAAGAGGAUUAUCGGUGGAUCGCAGUACUGGCUAUGUUUAUUGGGUAGAUGACUCUUUGGAUAUGAUUGCAAGAGUUCGACCAGAAGGGGGUGACACAGAAAUAGUAAGAUAUGGCAACCGUUACCCAACUCCUUAUGGGAUUACUGUAUUUGAGAACACAGUUAUCUGGGUGGACCGAAACUUGAAAAAGGUUUUCCAAGCCAGCAAGGAACCUGGGAACACUGAACAACCGACUGUCCUCAGGGAUAACAUUGAUCUUCUUAGGGACGUCACUGUAUAUGACAAACGUUUUCAGCCAAUCUCAGCACAGGAAAUGAAUAACAACCCAUGUUUGGGGAAUAAUGGAGGGUGUGCACACUUCUGCUUUGCCUUACCUGGGACACAGACAAGAAAGUGUGGUUGUGCUUUUGGGGCACUUGGAAGUGAGGGAACAAGAUGUGUCAUCUCCACAGAUGACUACUUGAUAUAUGCACUUGAAGGCUCCAUCAAUAGCUUGCUCCUGGAUCCUGAAAAUCACAGUCCCCCUUUCCCCAGGGUCAAUGUUCCUAGGACAGCAGUGGCUUUGGAUUAUGACAGCUUGGAUAACAGGAUAUACUACACGCGAAGUGCAGGGGCUGGACGCAGUGAAAUUCGCUACUUUGAACUUUCAGCAUUAAAUCAACAUACUACCGUGGCUUCAGAUUUGGGAGCUCCAGAUGGAAUAGCCUUUGACUGGAUUCAUAAAAGGGUUUAUUACAGUGACUAUCUUAACCAGACCAUAGCCUCGAUGGCCCUAAAUGGGUCUGAUCGUACAGUCAUUGCUCGUGUAUCCCGGCCCAGAGCCAUCAUGUUGGAUCCGUGCAGAGGGUAUAUGUACUGGACAGACUGGGGCAGCAAUGCCAAAAUAGAAAGAGCUACCCUAGGAGGCAAUUUUCGGACAGUAAUAGUUAACACUAGCUUGGUGUGGCCAAAUGGACUUACCCUAGACUACGAUGAAGAGCGGAUCUAUUGGGCUGAUGCAAGUUUACAGAAGAUAGAACGCUGCUCUACAACUGGGGCAAAUCGGGAGGUAGUGGUGAGCACAGCCAUUUAUCCGUUUGCUAUGACCCUCUAUGACCAACACAUUUAUUGGACAGACUGGAACACAAGAAGUAUAUACCGGGCCAAUAAACAUGAUGGUUCAGAUCAAAUAGUCAUGGUUCAGAACCUGCCCCAGCGCCCAAUGGAUAUUCAUGUCUUGUCUAAAAACAAACAACAGCAGUGUGCCAGCCCCUGCGACCAGUUCAAUGGCGGCUGCAGUCACAUCUGUGCGCCAGGUCCUAAUGGAGCAGAAUGCCAAUGUCCUUCAACUGGAAGCUGGUAUUUGGCAAACAACAACAAGGAUUGUAUCGUGGACAAUGCUACCAGGUGCCAGACAGGGCAGUUUACAUGUCUCAAUGGCCGGUGCAUACCGGAAAGAUGGAAGUGUGACAAUGACAAUGACUGUCAGGAUGGUAGUGAUGAACUGGAACGUGUAUGUGCUUUUCACACCUGCUCGCCGACAGCAUUCACAUGUGGCAAUGGGAAAUGUGUGCCCUAUCACUACCGCUGCGACCAUUAUAAUGACUGCGGAGAUAAUAGUGAUGAAGCCGGAUGUCUGUUCAGAACCUGCGACCAAAACACUGAAUUUGCCUGUAAUAAUGGCAGGUGUAUUUCCCGCUCGUAUGUUUGCAAUGGGGUCAACAACUGCUAUGACAAUGGCACGUCGGAUGAGAGGAACUGCCCCGAUCGCACAUGUCAACCUGGGCACACCAAAUGUCAGAGCACCAACAUUUGCAUUCCUCGUACUUAUCUGUGUGAUGGAGAUAAUGACUGUGGAGAUAUGAGCGAUGAAAGCCCCACUCACUGUGCUACCCUUACGUGUACAGAAAGUGAAUUCCGCUGUGCCUCGGGGCGUUGUAUUCCUGGUCACUGGUACUGUGAUCAAGGAGUAGACUGUGCAGACGGCUCUGAUGAACCAGCAUCGUGUGUGGCUCAUGAGAGGACAUGUUCAAGUUACCAGUUUAGGUGCGAUGAUGCCCGAUGUAUCCCAGCAACAUGGGUCUGUGAUGGUGACAAUGACUGUGGGGACAUGAGUGAUGAGGACCAGAGGCACAAUUGUGCCAACCGCAGCUGUGCCCCAACAGAGUUUACCUGCAUAAACAACCGCCCCCCCGAAAGAAGGUGCAUUCCACAAAACUGGGUCUGUGAUGGAGAUUCGGACUGCUCCGAUGCCUACGAUGAACACCAGAAUUGUACAAGGCGGACUUGCACCAGCACUGAGUUCUCUUGCAGUAAUGGCCUCUGUAUACGAAGCAGCUUCAGGUGUGACAGACGCAAUGACUGUGGAGAUAACAGCGAUGAAAGCGGGUGCAGCUAUCCGCCUUGUCAGCAGCAACAGUUCACUUGUCAGAACGGCCGUUGUAUUACCAGGGCCUAUGUCUGCGAUGGAGACAAUGACUGCGGGGACGAGUCCGAUGAACUGGAACAUCUUUGCAGUACACCGGAGGCGACCUGUGCUCCCAACUUCUUUAAAUGUGACAAUGGCCACUGUAUUGAAGCUGUCAAAGUCUGCAACAGGCUUGAUGAAUGCUCGGAUAACAGCGAUGAGAAAGGCUGUGGUGUGAAUGAAUGCACGGAUCCUUCUAUCAGCGGCUGUGAUCACAACUGUACAGAUACACAGACCAGCUUCAUCUGUAGCUGUCGGCCUGGAUACAGGCUCAUGUCCGAUAAGCGAACCUGUGAUGAUAUAGAUGAGUGUGCAGAGUCUCCUUGGGUAUGCAGCCAAAACUGUGAGAACACCGCCGGCUCCUACAUCUGCAAGUGUGCUCCCGGCUACAUCAGGGAACCCGACGGGAAAAGCUGCCGCCAAAAUAGCAACAUUGCCCCUUAUCUUAUAUUCAGUAACCGCUAUUAUCUGAGAAACCUGACAGUGGAUAGGCUGUCUUAUUCCCUCAUCUUACAAGGGCUGAGCAAUGUGGUGGCCCUGGACUUUGAUCGGGUAGAAGAACGAUUGUACUGGAUUGAUGUGGGGAGGAGAGUUUUGGAGAGAAUGUUCCUCAAUGGAACCAACAAAGAGACAAUCAUUAGCACUGAUAUACUCAGCGGGGAAGGCUUGGCGGUCGAUUGGGUCGGCAGAAAACUCUAUUGGGUGGACUCCUACAAGAACUGUAUCAGUGUUGCGGAGCUGGAUGGAAGGUUCAGGAAGAGACUGGUUGACCGCUGCGCAGACGUCAAUAACACCUUCUGCUUUCAGCGUCCUAGAGCUAUUGUGGUUUAUCCGAAGAAAGGGCACAUUUACUGGACAGACUGGGGAGACAAGCCAUACAUUGGCAGAGUUGGCAUGGAUGGCAAGAACAAAACUGUUAUCAUUUCUACAAAGUUGGAAUGGCCUAAUGGAAUCACAAUAGAUUACACCAAUGACAAGCUCUACUGGGCUGACGCUCACUUGAACUACAUUGAAUACUCGGGCUUGGAUGGUAGACACCGGCACGCUGUGUACGAUAGCGGCCUCGCUCACCCUUUUGCUGUCUCCGUAUUUGAAGAUACAAUAUAUUGGACUGACUGGAACACCAGAACGGUGGAAAAGGGGAAUAAAUACGACGGGUCUGGAAGGAUGAUGUUGGUCAAUACCACACACAGGCCAUUUGAUAUUCAUGUAUAUCAUCCUUACAGACAACCUAUAGUGGCGGUUGUUCCCACUUGUGUCUCAUCAAAGAAGGAGGAGAAGGCUACACUUGUGAUUGUCCAGACAAUUUCUUGGCCAUGCACUUUGGAAGCAUAGUUCGCUGCCUUCCUUCGUGCUCCAGUACACAGUUUUUAUGUGCCGACAGUGAAAGAUGUAUCCCGAUAUGGUGGAAAUGUGAUGGCCAGCGAGACUGCAGGGAUGGCUCUGAUGAGCCAUCUACCUGUCCACAUCGCUACUGCCGCGUGGGACAGUUCCAAUGCAAUGACGGAAACUGCACAAGUUCACACUUCUUAUGUAACACUAUCCCAGACUGCCCAGACAACUCAGAUGAAGAUGCAAUACUUUGUGCUACACACCAGUGCGAGGACCACCAGUGGCAGUGUGCGAACAAGCGUUGUAUCCCCGAGGCAUGGCAGUGUGACACGGAGGAUGACUGCGGCGAUAACUCAGACGAAGACAGCACCCAUUGUAACACAAGGACCUGUAAUCCUGGGCAAUUCAAGUGCAACAAUGGACGCUGCAUCCCUCAGAGCUGGAAAUGCGAUGUGGACAAUGACUGCGGAGAUCAUUCAGAUGAGCCCAUUCAGGAGUGCAUGGGUCCGGCCUAUCGCUGUGACAACCACACUGACUUUGACUGCAAGACAAACUAUCGUUGCAUCCCGCUGUGGGCUGUGUGCAAUGGUUACGAUGACUGCAGAGACAACUCUGAUGAAGAAAACUGUGAACAAAGAACAUGUGAUCCACUUGGGGACUUUCGCUGUGAAAAUCAUCGCUGUAUUCCUCUGCGUUGGAAAUGCGACGGAGACAAUGACUGCGGGGAUGGAUCUGAUGAGCGCAACUGCAGCCCCCGGGAGUGCACCGAAAGUGAAUUCCGAUGUGACAAUCUUCACUGUAUUCCCAGCCGCUGGCUUUGUGAUCAUGACAACGACUGUGAAGAUAACUCAGAUGAAAGAGAUUGCGACAUGAGAACUUGCCAUCCUGGGUAUUUCCAAUGUAAUAGCGGACAUUGUGUCUCUGAGCGAUUCAGGUGUGAUGGAACAGCUGACUGUCUAGACUUUUCCGAUGAAAUGACUUGCCCAACUCGCUAUCCGAAUGGAACAUACUGCCCUCCUUUUAUGUUCGAGUGUAAGAACCAUGUGUGCAUCCUGCCAUACUGGAAGUGCGAUGGUGACAAUGAUUGUGGAGAUAAUUCCGAUGAAGAACUGAACCUCUGCUUGGACAUCCCUUGUGAGCCUCCCUUCCGUAUGCGAUGUAACAACAACCGCUGCAUCUACAGGCACGAGGUAUGCAACACCGUGGACGACUGUGGUGAUGGAAGCGAUGAGACUGAAGAACAGUGUAUAAAUCCCACCCCACGGCCGUGCACAGAAGAAGAAUACAAGUGUAGUAACUCUCACUGCAUCCCCCAUCACUACGUGUGCGACAACUACGACGACUGUGAGGACAGUUCUGAUGAAAUUGGUUGUAACAUAGGUACUGGACGACACUGCGGAGAAAACAUCUGUGAACAUAACUGCACUAACUUAGCUGAAGGGGGAUUUCUCUGUCAUUGCCGACCAGGAUACAAAGCCGGCGAGACUGACCGCAAUUCUUGUGAAGAUAUUAAUGAGUGUGAGAUAUAUGGAACGUGUCCACAAGACUGUAAGAACUCCAAAGGAAGCUACGAAUGCUUUUGUGCUGAAGGAUUUCGAUCUGUAGGAGACGAGCAUGGAAAACAAUGUGCAGCUGAGGGUAACCCUCCACUUCUGCUCUUGCCGGACAACGUAAGAAUAAGAAGGUACAAUCUGUCCUCUGAGCAGUACUCCGAUUAUAUUGAGAAUCAGCAGCAUAUCCAGGCCCUGGACUACGACUGGGAUCCCGAGGGAAUAGACCUCAGUGUGGUAUAUUACAGCAUUCGUGGACAAGGCUCUGCGUUCGGCUCCAUCAGACGGGCCUAUAUACCCACAUUUGAAGAUUAUGGCAAUAAUAUGGUUAAGGAUGUUGAUCUGAAUUUGCGCUACAUAGUGAAUCCAGACGGACUAGCUGUGGACUGGGUUGGAAGACACAUUUAUUGGACCGAUGCUGGAACGAAUCGUAUCGAAGUGGCCAAACCAGACGGAAGAUAUAGAAAGUGGCUUAUAUACACUCAAGUGGACCAGCCGGCAGCCAUCGCUCUCAAUCCAGAGCUUGGAAUGAUGUAUUGGACAGACUGGGGAAGACAACCGAAGAUAGAACAAGCCUGGAUGGACGGGCAGCAGAGACGGGUUCUGGUCUCAGAAGACCUUGGCUGGCCAACUGGAAUCUCUAUCGACUACAUCAACAACAACAGGAUCUACUGGAGUGACUCCAAGGAAAAUGUCAUUGAAUCUAUUAAACCUGAUGGCACAGACAGGCAGACAGUAAUACAUGGAGAUCUCGGCAACCCUUACAGCCUGGAUGUGUUUGAGGGCCACCUGUACUGGACAACGAAGGAGAAGGGCGAGGUGUGGAAAAAAGACAAGUUUGGUACUGGAGAGAAAGUGAAAGUUCUGACAAUUAACCCAUGGCUUACCCAAGUGCGGAUAUACCACUCACGUCGAUACGACCGCUCAGUCCCAAAUCGCUGCAAAGACAUCUGCUCCCACCUGUGCUUGUUGAGACCGGGAGGCUACACAUGUUCCUGUCCACAAGGGACCCAAUUUAUGCAGGGCAGCACCUCUGAGUGCGACGCAGCUAUUGAACCCCCUCCAACCAUGCCACCGGCAUGCAGAUGUAUGCAUGGAGGAACAUGCUAUUUUGAUGAAAUGGGCCUUCCAAAAUGCAAGUGCACAUCUGGGUAUUCUGGAAGCUAUUGCAAUAUGGCAUAUACUGCAGGCAUCCCGCCAGGAACUGCGGCAGUCGCUGUGCUCAUCACUGUCAUUUUGGUUAUCAUUAUCUGUUCCUUGGUGGUCGGAGGCCUCUUCAAUUACAGACGGACAGGAAAACUUUUACCGGCUCUUCCCAAGUUCCCAAGCUUGAGCGCGCUGGUGAAAUCAACAGAAAAUGGCAACGGUGUAACGUUCCGUUCCGGAGCUGACGUCAGCAUGGAUAUUGGGGUGUCCGGAUUUGGUGCAGAGUCUUCUAUAGACAGAGUAAUGCAGAUGAAUGAAACCUUCACUAUGGAUGCCGGAAAGGAGCCAGUUACAUAUGAGAACCCCAUGUACUCACAUGUCGGGGAGAGUGGUGUGAGUGUGGUGAAUAUCAGCCAGCCGCCAGAUGUGACCGACGUCAGCAAUGGACAAAAAACAGAUAACUUUGAAAAUCCGCUGUAUUCUGUUGACGCUCCACAGGCCUCAGCAAGCACAGAAGUCAUUCAGGUUGAGCAGGAAUCUAAGUGGAAUUUCUUUAAACGGAAGAUUAAACAAAGCACAAACUUUGAGAAUCCAAUCUAUGCGGAGAUGGAAAAAGACCAAGAAAAUGAAGCGGAGGAAGAGCCGUCCCCCUUUACCUCUCCUCCUCCCCUCCCGAAACCUUCUCAGAAGAAGGAGCAGCCACACUUUUCCUUCUCCCCCACGGAGGACACUUUCAUUGACACUGCCAAUCUUGUGAAGGAAGACUCAGAUGUAUAACCAAUUCUAGGAAAAUGUCAGACACUCUUGCACAUGUUUUUAUAUUGGUCAAGAACGUUCAUGUCGUUACAAAAUACUCUUUUUAGCCUCUAGGUGAAGACUUUUUGCCUUCUUUUUUUUUUUUUUUUUAUUAAAUAUGCCAAUUGCAAUUUUUAUGAACAAUUAUCACAAUGUACUAUAUGUAUAUCUUUGCACUGAGACUGACUGAAAAUAAUAUAAAUAUUUUGUAUAUUUGUAAAUUUUUGAGAGAAAAAUUAUUGUUGUCAUUGAAAACUUUUAGAAAUAGUACAAAAUAAUGAAAGGCACAUUAGUAAUUUGUAAUAAGUUACCUAGGAAUGCAUUAAUAUGUACAGGAGCCGCUUUUAACACCGACAUUUCUUUUUUAAAUUGUACAGAUGUUUAUACAAACUUCUAUUAAGAAAUCUACCUUCAUAGAGCACCAUGGAGAAUAUAUAUAUAUUUGUGUAUUGGUUCGGCUGCAUAUAUUUUCUGGUACCUGUUUUGUAGACCAGUUCUGUUUUAGUCUACUUACUAUGCAAAACUUGGAACAAUCAGACGUCAAUGAAAAAAAAUAAAAUAUUAUUAAUGAUGUAUCGGAUGCAAUUUUGUU
This is a messenger RNA of Hyla sarda, 14807 nucleotides long. RefSeq names its product LDL receptor related protein 2 (gene LRP2). The record is from RefSeq and is a predicted model, not a curated record. NCBI's taxonomy places the organism in Eukaryota, Metazoa, Chordata, Amphibia, Anura, Hylidae. Gene Ontology annotation, molecular function: calcium ion binding; protein binding.